UAUCCAACCAUAAUCUGCCUGUUGAUAGCGGUAAUGUUUCCAGGCAGUGUUUCUGGCACUAAUCAAUUACACAUUGGCGGCAUCUUUCCUAUAGCUGGGAAGGGUGGCUGGCAAGGAGGGCAGGCCUGCAUGCCGGCUGCCAAACUUGCUCUACUAGAUGUCAACGAAAAUCCAGACCUGUUGCCGGGGUUCAAUCUCACACUACACAGUAAUGAUAGUGAGUGUGAACCAGGUCUAGGUGCCAGUGUUAUGUACAAUCUUCUUUACAAUGCACCUCAAAAGCUAAUGUUACUGGCAGGGUGCAGCACCGUCUGCACAACGGUUGCAGAGGCAGCUAAAAUGUGGAAUUUAGUUGUACUAUGCUAUGGUGCUUCCAGCCCAGCUCUAUCCGAUCGCAGUCGUUUUCCUACUCUAUUUCGAACACAUCCAUCUGCCACAGUGCACAACCCAACGAGAAUAAAGCUCAUGCAGAAAUUUGGCUGGUCGAGAGUUGCUAUUCUUCAGCAAGCUGAAGAAGUUUUUAUUUCGACGGUAGAAGAUUUAGAAACGCGAUGUAAAGAUGCUGGCAUUGAAAUAGUGACAAGACAAUCAUUUCUUUCUGAUCCUACCGAUGCCGUGCGCAACUUACGACGGCAAGAUGCCCGAAUUAUCGUAGGACUAUUCUAUGUGGUGGCUGCCCGUCGCGUAUUAUGCGAAAUGUUUAAACAGCAAUUAUAUGGAAGAGCAUAUGUAUGGUUCUUUAUCGGAUGGUACGAGGACAACUGGUAUGAGGUGAAUUUGAAAAAUGAAAAUAUUUCGUGCACAAAAGAGCAAAUGAAAAUGGCUGCGGAGGGUCAUUUAACUACCGAGGCGUUGAUGUGGAACCAGAACAAUCAGAAAACCAUAUCAGGAAUGUCAUCAGAAGACUUUCGAAAACGCCUGAAUGCCGCAUUGAUUGACGAAGGCUACGAUAUUAGCCAUAAUCGGUACCCUGAAGGCUAUCAAGAAGCUCCCCUCGCCUAUGAUGCAGUUUGGAGCGUUGCUUUGGCUUUUAACAAAACAAUGCAACGAUUAACGGAACAAAAUUCGGGGAAAAAUCUUAAGGACUUUACAUACACUGAUAAGGAUAUAGCAAAUGCAAUCUACGCUGCCAUGAACUCUACACAAUUUUUAGGAGUAUCGGGAGUUGUUGCUUUUAGCUCGCAGGGUGAUCGUAUCGCACUCACACAAAUAGAACAAAUGAUAGAUGGUCAAUAUUACAAGUUAGGAUACUAUGACACACAGGCUGAUAAUUUGACAUGGUUUAACAAAGAAAAAUGGGAUGGAGAAAAGGUUCCUCAAGAUCGAACUAUCGUCAGGAGAGUUCUAAGGACUGUUUCUUUACCAUUGUUUAUCUGCAUGAGCACCAUAUCGAGCUUUGGAAUACUCGUCGCAAUAGCUCUUAUUAUAUUCAAUAUAUGGCAUAGACACCGAAGAGUUAUACAAUCAUCUCAUCCAGUAUGUAAUACAAUAAUGCUGUUUGGAGUAAUAAUAUGUCUUGUUUCCGUCAUAUUGCUGGGUAUUGAUGGCCAGUUUAUUACUGCCGAUAAUUAUCCAAAGGUUUGUCAAGCGAGGGCAUGGAUUCUUUCUACUGGUUUUACUUUGGCAUAUGGAGCAAUGUUUAGCAAAGUGUGGCGUGUACAUAGGUUUACAACGAAAACAAAAACAGAUCCUAAGAAAAAAGUAGAGCCAUGGAAGCUGUAUACUAUGGUGUCCGGACUUUUAAUGGUGGAUUUAGUAAUAUUACUCACAUGGCAAAUGCAGGAUCCUCUACAAAGAAGACUAGAAACGUUUCCUCUGGAGGACCCUCUUUCAUCUAAUGAUGACGUUAAAAUUCGACCUGAGCUAGAGCACUGUGAAAGUCACAACAAUUCUGUGUGGUUAGGCGUAAUUUAUGGCUUUAAAGGAUUGAUAUUAGUUUUUGGAUUAUUCUUGGCAUACGAAACAAGAUCUAUCAAAGUGAAGCAGAUAAAUGAUUCACGCUACGUGGGGAUGAGCAUUUACAACGUUGUAGUUUUAUGCCUAAUCACUGCUCCCGUUGCUAUGGUAAUAGCGUCGCAACAAGAUGCUUCAUUUGCAUUUGUAGCAUUGGCUGUCAUAUUCUGCUGCUUUUUAAGUAUGUUAUUGAUUUUUGUGCCAAAGGUGAUAGAGGUGUUACGACAUCCAAAAGAUAAGGUUGAAUCUAAAUUUAGCAAUGAUACUGGAAUUUCAAAGGAAGAUGAAGAACGAUAUCAAAAAUUGAUAUCUGAAAAUGACGAUCUUCAGAAAUUGAUCGCUCAAAAGGAAGAUAAAAUACGAUUGCUCAAACAGCGGCUAACGGAACGAGAAUCGAAGAAUUCUGCUCAACCAUUCAACGAAUCUAUAAAUGGCAACACUGUCGGUGGUGUACAAUUUAGUCAACCUUCUGGAACAGCUUCAGCUCUAAAGUAAAGUUCGAGUAGUGCAAUUUGGACCGUAAGAUAACGUUUUGUGUAAUGUAACAGCGAAAUGGAAUGCUCCAUUUGAAUUUGAGUGAAGCCUAUAUUUCCAAUCGAACCUAAACACUAAAUUUUAGCAAAUGAGACGUAUUUAUAGUGAAAUGGAAAUUCGUACGGUAUGUCAUACAUAUUUGAGAAUGAGAAACAAAAUAUUAAAACUUAUUUUCUUAUGCGUAGGAGUUACGAAAUGUAUCUGAAU
Anopheles nili is the source of this 2694-nucleotide messenger RNA. RefSeq names its product gamma-aminobutyric acid type B receptor subunit 1 (gene GABA-B-R1). Gene Ontology annotation, molecular function: G protein-coupled GABA receptor activity. The annotation marks the transcript as partial. Gene Ontology annotation, biological process: G protein-coupled receptor signaling pathway; gamma-aminobutyric acid signaling pathway. The transcript has 14 exons. Lineage: Eukaryota; Metazoa; Arthropoda; Insecta; Diptera; Culicidae. Gene Ontology annotation, cellular component: membrane; G protein-coupled receptor heterodimeric complex. The record is from RefSeq and is a predicted model, not a curated record.